AUGUCACGGCCCUGCAGGAGUCACGACCCUGCAGGAGUCACGGCCCUGCAGGUGUCACGGCCCUGCAGGAGUCACAGCCCUGCAGGAGUCACGGCCCUACAGGAGUCACGGCCCUACAGGAGUCACGGCCCUGCAGGAGUCACGGCCCUGCAGGAGUCACAGCCCUGCAGGAGUCACGGCCCUGCAGGAGUCACGGCCCUGCAGGAGUCACGGCCCUGCAGGAGUCAUGGCCCUGCAGGAGUCACGGCCCUACAGGAGUCACGGCCCUGCAGGAGUCACGGCCCUGCAGGAGUCACGGCCCUGCAGGAGUCACGGCCCUACAGGAGUCACGGCCCUGCAGGUGUCACGGCCCUGCAGGAGUCACGGCCCUCCAGGAGUCACGGCCCUACAGGAGUCACGGCCCUGCAGGAGUCACGGCUCUGCAGGAGUCACGGCCCUGCAGGAGUCACGGCCCUGCAGGAGUCACGGCCCUGCAGGAGUCACGGCCCUGCAGUAGUCACGGCCCUGCAGAAGUCACGGCCCUCCAGGAGUCACGGCCCUACAGGAGUCACGGCCCUGCAGGAGUCACGGCCCUGCAGGAGUCACGGCCCUGCAGGUGUCACGGCCCUGCAGGAGUCACGGCCCUGCAGGAGUCACGGCCCUCCAGGAGUCACGGCCCUACAGGAGUCACGGCCCUGCAGGAGUCACGGCCCUGCAGGAGUCACGGCCCUGCAGGAGUCACGGCCCUGCAGGAGUCACGGCCCUGCAGGAGUCACGGCCCUGCAGGAGUCACGGCCCUGCAGGAGUCACGGCCCUGCAGGAGUCACGGCCCUGCAGGAGUCACGGCCCUGCAGGAGUCACGGCCCUGCAGGAGUCACGGCCCUGCCGGAGUCACGGCCCUGCAGUAGUCACGGCCCUGCAGGAGUCACGGCCCUGCAGGAGUCACGGCCCUGCAGGUGUCACGGCCCUGCAGGAGUCACGGCCCUGCAGGAGUCACGGCCCUACAGGAGUCACGGCCCUACAGGAGUCAUGGCCCUGCAGGAGUCACGGCCCUGCAGGAGUCACGGCCCUGCAGGAGUCACGGCCCUGCAGAGUCACGGCCCUGCAGGAGUCACGGCCCUGCAGGUGUCACGGCCCUGCAGGAGUCACGGCCCUGCAGGAGUCACGGCCCUCCAGGAGUCACUGCCCUACAGGAGUCACGGCCCUGCAGGAGUCACGGCCCUGCAGGAGUCACGGCCCUGCAGGAGUCACGGCCCUACAGGAGUCAAGGCCCUGCAGGAGUCACGGCCCUGCAGGAGUCACAGCCCUGCAGGAGUCACGGCCCUGCAGGAGUCACGGCCCUGCAGGAGUCACGGCCCUGCAGGAGUCACGGCCCUGCAGGAGUCACGGCCCUGCAGGAGUCACGGCCCUGCAGGAGUCACGGCCCUGCAGGAGUCACGGCCCUGCAGGAGUCACGGCCCUGCAGGAGUCACGCCCUGCAGUAGUCACGGCCCUGCAGGAGUCACGGCCCUGCAGGAGUCACGGCCCUACAGGAGUCACAGCCCUGCAGGAGUCACGGCCCUGCAGGAGUCACGGCCCUGCAGGAGUCACGGCCCUGCAGGUGUCACGGCCCUGCAGGAGUCACGGCCCUGCAGGAGUCACGGCCCUCCAGGAGUCACGGCCCUACAGGAGUCACGGCCCUGCAGGAGUCACGGCCCUGCAGGAGUCACGGCCCUGCAGGAGUCACGGCCCUACAGGAGUCAAGGCCCUGCAGGAGUCACGGCCCUGCAGGAGUCACAGCCCUGCAGGAGUCACGGCCCUGCAGGAGUCACGGCCCUGCAGGAGUCACGGCCCUGCAGGAGUCAUGGCCCUGCAGGAGUCACGGCCCUGCAGGUGUCACGGCCCUGCAGGAGUCACGGCCCUGCAGGAGUCAUGGCCCUGCAGGAGUUACGGCCCUGCAGGAGUCACGGCCCUGCAGGAGUCACGGCCCUGCAGGAGUCACGGCCCUGCAGGAGUCACGGCCCUGCAGGAGUCACGGCCCUACAGGAGUCACGGCCGAAAAACACUGGAGUGAAAUAUGGGCUACCAGAUACAUUUGGAGGACACGAACUGCUGUCAGGUCUGCCUGGUGAAUCGAAGAGAUCAGCAAAAAGUUACUUUUUGUGGCCGGACAUGAAUAGAGAAGGAGUCUAG
Molecule: messenger RNA, 2151 nt
Organism: Schistocerca serialis cubense
Lineage: Eukaryota; Metazoa; Arthropoda; Insecta; Orthoptera; Acrididae
Product: collagen alpha-2(I) chain-like
Exons: 4
Coding region: 1-2151 (716 amino acids)
Source: RefSeq, a predicted model, not a curated record